Molecule: messenger RNA, 987 nt
Organism: Myxocyprinus asiaticus (Chinese sucker)
Lineage: Eukaryota; Metazoa; Chordata; Actinopteri; Cypriniformes; Catostomidae
Product: UDP-glucuronosyltransferase 1-6-like
Exons: 1
Coding region: 82-987 (301 amino acids)
Molecular function (GO): UDP-glycosyltransferase activity
Source: RefSeq, a predicted model, not a curated record
GCCAGUUGAUAUAUUUGCACACAGUAAGAAAAACAGACACACAGCAGUAAACGUACACAUCGGCAGAGAGAACAUAGAAGAAUGUUUUUGGCUAGAAAGAUGCACCACAGAACAAUUUUCUGCCUAAUGGUCAGUAUAGUCUGUUCUACAGUGCUGGAAGAAAAGAGUGGUUGGACUGGGAAGCUUUUAGUGGUACCCAUGGAUGGAAGUCACUGGACGGGGGUGAAGGCUGUGGCAGAAGAGAUGGGCCGUAGAGGCCACACUGUGAUCGUGUUGAUACCAGAGUUCAGCAUGCGUUUGGGUCCGGGUAAACACUACAUCACGAAAAAGUUUCCAGUCGCGUAUGGGCAGGAUUUGAUCAACCAGAUGAUGGAAGAACAUUCUCAUGAGUUGACAUCUGCAGCGGAGUCUCUCGUGGUGAAUGUAAUUUCAAAGUUUAACCAUAUGAGGAAGCUUUUUAAGUUUAUGGACUCUACAACCAAAAGUCUCUUCAAGAAUCAGGAGCUAAUCGAAUUUCUGAGAGAGCAAAAAUUUGAUGCCGUUUUGACGGAUCCUGCGCUACCAACAGGUGCCAUAUUGGCGUAUAAUCUCUCUGUACCUGCAGUGUACAUGUUAAGGGGAAUGCCAUGUGGUCUUGAUUCUAUGGCCACAGGCUGUCCAGAUCCUCCUUCAUAUGUCCCGCGCUUCUUUACACGAAACUUGGACCGCAUGACUUUUGGUCAACGUGUGCUCAACGUGCUUGUGAGCUUGCUGGAACCGCCGCUCUGCGAGAUUCUGUACUGGUCCAAUAAGGGAGUGAUGUCUGACUUCCUGCAGAGAGAUGUGAGUCUGAUGGAGAUCUUAAGAAGUGGAGCUCUCUGGUUGAUGCGAUAUGAUUUCACCUUGGAGUUCCCCAAACCCUUGAUGCCCAACAUGGUGCUGAUUGGAGGGAUUAACUGCGAAAUAAGGAACCCCCUGAGGAAGGUGAGCAUCAGCAAAAUAUUGUGA